This is a messenger RNA of Rhopalosiphum maidis (corn leaf aphid), 2330 nucleotides long. RefSeq names its product UDP-glucuronosyltransferase 1-5-like. The record is from RefSeq and is a predicted model, not a curated record. Bases 370 to 1872 code for a protein of 500 amino acids. The transcript has 6 exons. Lineage: Eukaryota; Metazoa; Arthropoda; Insecta; Hemiptera; Aphididae. Gene Ontology annotation, molecular function: UDP-glycosyltransferase activity.
AAGUGCCUAUCAUGGUUGUAUAAUAAUUAUAUUGGAUCAUAAUUCAUAGUACCUACUUAUUACAAAUAUAUAUUAAACUAUUCAAAUAAUAGAUUAUGAGAAGAAGGGGAGAAUAAAACUAUUCUGAACCUAGUUUCAGUGGCUCAUUCUAAAAAAUAUUCUGGACAUACCACUAUACAACUUCAUGCAGGGUUAUAGAUAUUUCAGAUAUUAGGACUUUUUAGCUAGUAGUCAGUGUCAGUCAAGAUAAGAAGUACAUACACGAUGAACGAAUCAAAACUCGUUUGAGUAAAAAUCAAUAUUUUAUUGGAUUACAAAAAUUUGUGUACGCAAUAUUCGUGGGUGAAUAAAGAAGUAGAGAAGAACAAAAUGAAGUCCAUUUCAUUCGCCGGCGUUGUUUUUUGUGCCUUAGCAAUCUCACAACAAACUUGGUCAUCGGAAAUCCUGGUCAUAUUCCCGACGACCGCUCAGAGUCAUUACCGUGUCAUCCGACCACUAAUUCACAGCUUAUUGGAUCGCGGACACAAAAUAUUAGCGAUUACGAAUUUUCCGGAUACCGUGGAAAGAGCCAAUUUAUCACACAUCGACAUUACCGGAUUGAAACCGCACUCGAAGUUCAAGACCACCGGUGAUUACGGAAUUAUUAAGAUGAUAUCACGCAUAUCGAAAAACGCCCACACAUACGCGACUAUUCUCAAUCAUCCGCCAGUUGUUAAACUAUUACAGUCCGGUCGAAAAUUCGACUUGGUGAUUGCCGAAUUCUUUACAUCUACACCAAUAUUUGCACCGAUCGCCGCAGCUGUGGACGCACCGAUUGUCGGUUUUUGUCCAAUGAUCUCAUUUCCGUGGAUACACGAAGUGAUGGGAAUGGAGACGACCAUGUCUUACAUGCCUUCUCUUAUCAGUGCUUCCGGGAAUCAUAUGUCAUUUUUCCAGCGAAUCAGUAAUACUUUAAAUUCGGUAGUCAUCGACAUUGGGUUUAAUUGGAUCUACACCCGUGUAAUUCGAGACAUUAUCAAACAUCAUUACGGCAUAGAAACAGAAUCAGUAAUAAAAUCGAUGGCUAAUUUAAGCAUGAUUAUGACAAACAAUUAUCAUAGCGUAUUUUUAUCCUAUCCCACACUACCCGGAAUCGUCGAGGUUGGCGGUAUUCACGUAAUCGAUGAAAAACCUGUCCCGCAAGACUUGAACGAUUUUAUAAAUAAUGCAGAUCACGGUGUGAUUUUAUUCAGUUUGGGCUCUAUCGUGUCAGAAGAAUCGUUGGGCACCGAUAAACUAUAUAAUAUACUCGACGCGUUUACGAAACUUAAACAAAGAGUCAUCAUGAAAUUCGAUAUUGAAAAACGCAAUAUACAGUUACCAGUGAAUGUAAAAGUGGUCAAAUGGUUUCCACAGCGAGAUCUUUUAGCGCACCCAAAGGUAUUAUUAUUUAUAACGCAUGCUGGUAUGAUGAGUGUAAUAGAAACAAUACAUUGUGGUAAACCAAUAGUAGCUAUACCGAUAUUUGGCGAUCAAAUUUUUAAUUCUCAUUUGUUGGUUGAAAAACAAGUGGCUGUCAUUUUAGAAUACAAACAUUUGGAGAGUGAUCAGCUUUUCAAUGCUAUUAAUGAAGCAUUGACCGAGAAAUAUAUAAUUAACAUGAAAAAAUUGCAACAGUUGUAUAAUGAUCGACCGCAUUCACCUCUCGAAACAGCAGUAUACUGGACCGAGUAUAUAACAAGAAAUAAGAACGAAUCGAAAGAACUGUUAAAAAGCCAAAAAAUUCACUUAAAUUUGCAUCAAUCGUAUUUAAUUGAUGUAUUUACUGUUCUUCUCCUCCCACUUAUUAUAGCGAUAUAUAUUACAUUAUGGACAAUGAAACGUCUAAGGUAGCAUUAAGUUAGUGAAUUAUCACCAAUUGUUUUAAAGGGGUGCGAUUUUCUGGUUGUUAUUUUUUUAAUGUACGAUAAAAAUUCAAUUUCAUGCCUAUUCUAGUCUAUUUAAGUGAAAAAUCAAUUCUAAAUUUUUUUUACAGCUUGAGACCGCUAUAAGAAAUUAAAAGAUACUCAACACAUACAUUUUUUUUGAUACCUACCUUGUUGAAGUUCGAACUGUUUUGGAAUAACUACCUUUCCAUGUACCUAUAUAAAAUAUAGAUAUUCGUCUUAGUGAUUGGACGCAAAGAAAGAAAACCUUAAAAAUAAAUCAACAUACAAAUAUACUUAUGCUAUAUAUGUACUAAAAAUGACAAAAUUACGUACCUACUACCUGUCUAUCUACACCUACUACUUGGAUCUAAAAUCUACCAAUACUCUAAAAAUUUGUUGAUUACAGUCAAUUUACAGAACUAU